This is a messenger RNA of Calidris pugnax (ruff), 3484 nucleotides long. It is a transcript of the gene PEX11A, whose product is annotated as peroxisomal biogenesis factor 11 alpha. NCBI's taxonomy places the organism in Eukaryota, Metazoa, Chordata, Aves, Charadriiformes, Scolopacidae. The coding region runs from base 40 to 777 and encodes 245 amino acids. The transcript is spliced from 3 exons. Gene Ontology annotation, cellular component: peroxisomal membrane. The record is from RefSeq and is a predicted model, not a curated record. Gene Ontology annotation, biological process: regulation of peroxisome size; peroxisome fission.
UCACCUCCCGCGGCUGCUGCCGGUCCCACCGCCGCCGCCAUGGAGGGCUUCGUGGACUUCACCAACCGCAGCCAGGGCCGCGACCAGCUGUUCCGAGCCACUCAGUACACAUGCAUGUUGCUUAGCUAUUUAAUAGAGCGUAAGGCUGAUAAAGAGAAGCUGGUAAUGAAACUCAAGCAGUUGGAAUCUAGCAUGAGCUCUGGCCGGAAAAUGUUCCGACUGGGCAACAUGGUGCAUGCCUUGGUAGCAGCCAGAAGAACCACGCAGCUGCCAGAUGUGGUUCCUCGCUUCUGCCUCACAGCCUCCAACCUGACCCGUGCCCUCUACUUCGUCUGCGACGCGGUCCUGUGGCUGAAGAGCGUUGGGCUCCAACCUGACAUCGACAAGCCAAAGUGGAGGAAUUGGGCUACCAAGUGUUACUACUUUUCACUCCUGAUGAAUCUAGCCAGGGACUGGUAUGAGAUCUCCUGGAGGGUGGAACAAGCUGUACAGGAAGAAAAGACGAAGGAGAAUUCCUUCUGGGACAAACACAGUGAGGAACUAAACUGUGUGAAAUGUGAUAGUUUGCAGGGUUUUUUCCUCCUACUGUUUCAGAUACUGAAAAGCCACCCUCCUUUGCUGCUGGACUUGGUGAAGAAUCUCUGUGAUCUCUCAGGGCCUUUGGAUACUCUAGGGAUCUACAAGACCAAUCCAGGAGUGAUUGGUUUCUGUGGUGUCCUCUCUUCCCUGGUGGGGAUCCUCACAUUAGCAAGCCCACAUCUGAAGCUGAAGCAGUGACAUAAAAGGAGCUGCCUGGUAUGCAGCGAGCCAACAGCUUUGAUCCUGAUAGGUUUUUAUCCUUCGUAUGGCACUUUUUAAAUGAACAUGUCUCACAGUAACCUCAAGAUUAAUUUUGCCCUCUGAUUAAGUGAAUUCUACCCUUUUUCCUUUCCCUGUGUCUUUGCAGAUGAGUUUGGUGCCAUGAGACACUACCUGAUGGAGUGGAGAUGGGAGAAGGCAGAGUAAUAUUUCACAAACAGAAACGGGGCUUGGAACAUGGCUGCUAGAUAAGGAAAUAUUGAUGUUCCAGUAUUGUAAUACAGGGUUGUGAAAUAGCUGCGUAGACAACUGUAAUAAGUGUAUGACUCAUAGCUAAUUGUGUUUACACUGGAAAGCUGAAAUUCACCAAUCAAGGGUUCCUACAGUUGGAUUUUCUAUAGUGGGCUCAGGCAAGUUAGGGGCUGUGGUUAAAACGGCCUGAAAUCAAGUAAGAGUGUUCUGAUGGGUUUGGACUGAUGGGUCCUCUUAUCUGGAGGUAGUGGUUUGAAUGCCAUGUGAUGGGAACUGAGGAGUGGUGUGAUCUGACCUUCUGAUGAUCUCUCUAACGUGCGCAGGUGCUGCUGGAUCUGAAGUCUAGCGAGUCCCAACUUGUGUCCCAGGAAAUCAGCACUUUCUUCCCCUUUGAUAAUGUGAGCCAAGGACUGUUGACCACUGACUCUUGACUUCUCCAGCAGGCCACAGCUGAGAGUUUUGGUGAAGGACAGCGAGUGGGAGAAGCUUGUCUGGGUGCUGAUGACGCUGUGAUUUGUAGGAAACCAGGUUUCCAAAGCUGUGAACCUGGAACCACUCACAAGCACUGAAUUUCCCAUUACACAUGCACCUUAACUCCCAAACCCCUGUGAUUGCAAGUGCAACGAUUUGCCAUUAAUCAUAUUGUGAUAAGGAGCUUGUUUUGCUCUUCUGAUUUUUUGUGAAAAAUUCCAGUGUAAUGAGGAGCUUUGGAACCUGCAGUUAAGGAGAGAAGCCUGGCUCAGAGCUCGUUGAGUCAGAAAAACUGCAAGGGUGUGUUUCCAGUUGUGUAAGCUCCUGGAGGGAAGGGAAUGGAGUUGGUCGUGAUAAUAUCAGAAUCCCCUGUGAGAAGAAAAGCUUAUUACUGGAUUUGGGCAUUCAUGGUUUACAUUUUCCUGUCUCGCCCUCCCUAUCCUUCCCUCUCAUGACCACACAGAUUUUUGUGUGUUCCCUCGCUGGUUGAAUGGGUUCUACCAUUUGAAAAUGCCUUACGUUUGCCCUGCAACUGCGUUGUUGUUGAUCACUUACCUCGCUGGGAAUGGUUGCCCAGCAGUGUGAAAGGAGAAGUGCUGUGUCCAGCUGUCUAACAGUGACAUGGCACGCAGUCUUUGUUGCUCCUGACUUCGCAGAGCACCAGUUCUGACACCGUCUGAGAAAAAAUUGCACACUAUAUAAGGAGAUAAAAUUAUCAUUUUUCUUCAUCGGAGUUAGGCCUGUGUGUUCUGCGACUUUCUGGUGCAAGGACUCUGUUUAAUGUGUCAGGAAAUGUGAACAGAGACUACUCUAACCUGGACCAAGGUACUCUCUUAUUAUUUCUGAUGCUAUUUGAAAAAAGAAAUUAAAAGGUGCUGGUCUCUUUUAUUAAAAGGCUGUUGGAAUUGAGUAGGCGUUAAGGCAGUGCCCCAUUUACCUGAAGUCAUUGUGGUUGGGCUUGGAAUUACUUCCAGUUUGAAUGUGAAGUGUUAGCCUGCCAAUGAGGUGUUUGAAAAAAAAAAAAAAAGAGGUUGCUGGGGAGGGCAAUUAAGCGUGUUUGUAGACCAAAUGUGGCCUGCAGGGGCUCUGCUUUUUAAUAUGGAAAUAAAUACCAUUAAAAGUAGAGCAUACUGGCAGUUCAGACCAUAAUGGAGCAUUACAUGGGGAUUGUGUUGUCUUCAAGGGCUUCCUUUCCUUUUUAACAGUGGAAUUUUUUUGUUUCUUUACUCCUUUGAGCUCCUGGCAGUGAGGAGCCCAUCCCUCCCUUGGCCAGGUUGGGUCAUUGUCCCUUGUGUGUAGCAACCCCUGUAAGGACAGAAGAGGAGUCUCGAUGAUCUGGCAGCGGAGGUUUGGCCACCUCUUGUCUACAGAAUUUCAUCUUCUUGCAAAAAAAAAUGUGUUUUGAAAUCCUUUUGGGGAGCUCUUGGAUACAAAAUACUUCUUCCACUGGUUUGCAAACUGAUUUCUCUCUUUUGCUGGUAGCUCGUAGGCGAAGGGGAGUGGAUUAACGCGGUGAUGUGGCCCUUGGGGAGCUGCACCUCCCUGCUGAGGGAGAGGUGGUUUUUUUUGCCUUGUGCCAGGCAAACGCUGUGCAAAGCCACGGGCCAGGCUUUGAUGUUCCUCCUGUAGGGGCUGCCUUGGAUUAGCAAGUACAGGCUUAGCCUGGGAGAUGGGGCAGUGAAUUUUCAGCCUGCGACAGCCUUACUUGCCCCAUUCUACAUGGCGUGGGUUGGCGCAUGCAGGAAUAACUCUUUACUGGUUGUUAAGCACUAAUACUUGCCUUCUGCUCCCCAGCUGGAGGCUAGAAUUUUAAUGUACCUUAAUGUAAUGUGACUGAAGCCAUAGGAUCACAGUCAAAUGGAGAAAAACCUUUUAGUGCCUUUUUUUUUGUAUCUGUUUCUACUACAGCAGUUGGAAUAAGGACAGCUGUUUGAACACGAGCAAUAAAGUGAGAUGAGCGUGA